Messenger RNA from Pogoniulus pusillus (Red-fronted tinkerbird), 966 nucleotides. It is a transcript of the gene CZIB, whose product is annotated as CXXC motif containing zinc binding protein. The transcript is spliced from 8 exons. Gene Ontology annotation, molecular function: zinc ion binding. Bases 283 to 765 code for a protein of 160 amino acids. NCBI's taxonomy places the organism in Eukaryota, Metazoa, Chordata, Aves, Piciformes, Lybiidae. The record is from RefSeq and is a predicted model, not a curated record.
GGGGACAGGCCGCGCCCCCGGCGCCAUCUUGGUCGAGGGCAGCUUGGUCUUCACGCUGGCUUUAGCCCGUCAGCAGCAGGAGGCGGCCGCCAGCUUGACUGAGGGCACAAGCGCACUGGGAUGGAGGGUGGGAAAAAAGCCCAACAGUAGAGCCACGCAGGAGCGGAUCCAGCAGUAAAACCACGCAGGAGCGGAUCGAAGCCUGCAUCUCCUCCCGCGUCAGGAGUCCUGGUAGCACAGCGCCGCCGCGGCCCCGUGAGAUGCCUGGCUCUCUGCGAGGCCAUGGGGAGGAUCGGGCUGCAGCUGCGGGCCACGCUGGAGAACAUCACCCGGCUGCGGGCCGAGGGGGAGGACUUCCGCUGGUACCUCAAGCUGAAAUGUGGGAACUGUGGUGAGGUUUCUGAGAAGUGGCAGUAUCUGCGCCUGAUGGACAGUGCUCCCUUGAAAGGAGGCCGAGGGAGUGCCACUAUGGUGCAGAAGUGCAAGCUGUGCUCCAGGGAGAACUCUAUUGAGAUUUUAAGCCAGACAAUCAAACCUUACAAUGCUGAAGACAGUGAGAAAUUCAAAACCAUAGUGGAGUUUGAAUGCCGAGGUCUGGAGCCAGUUGACUUUCAACCACAGGCAGGGUUUGCUGCUGAAGGUGCAGAAUCUGGCACGCCUUUCAAUGACAUCAACUUGUUAGAAAAGGAUUGGAAUGACUAUGAUGAGAAAACAAAGGAGUCUGUUGGAAUCUAUGAAGUUACCCAUAAAUUUGUAAAAUGCUGAAGUUCAUACCUUUGAUAAAUCCUGGUGUACUUGCUGGUGAAGGAGCUGUAACUGUCAGAUGCCGUCUCCUGGGAGUUACUUUGCACAUGGCUGUACCAUAGCCAUGGGAUCCUAAGUUGUGUUUACUGUACCCAACAUGCCCUACUGAAAUAUUUUCCACAGAGUGCUUGCAGACAGCCUCAGUAAAAACGGAAAGCCAUA